AUGUCGGGGCCAGCUCUGGGUUUGCCGCGAGGACCUGACAAGCCAUCCAAGGCUGUCAAAGGCGGCACGGCGCCUGAUCAAACAGCCAGCACGACCAGCUCGAGCGCCUCUUCGGUGCACGUCUCCAUCGAAGGAAAACCUGCAACUUUGAGCUUUGACGACGACCUCUUUUGGCUUGCGCGGGGAGGAAGCAGCGCGCCCGCUGUGAAUGGUGCGGACCGCGCGUUAGGUCAGUGGUCCGGCCCUGCUUGGCAGCGAUUCCCCUCCUGAUCAAACCACGCACCCUUCCCCCUACUCGUCUCCGGCGCGGACGACGUAGAUCCAAGGCACGCAUAUAUUUGCGUCCCAAACGCUCUGGUGUUGUACUCUUCAUUUGUGCCGGACUCGGAUGGCGGCUCCUUGCUUGUGCGGCUGCUCGCACCCCCCGCCAAUCAAUCCAACCCGUUGGGGCCCUUUGGAUUCAAAGCGCCACCAUCGAAGGCUUCUCAGGUAGCCUCGCUACAAACAGCAUUGUCAAAGAAGAAUCAAGCCUCUUCGGCGUCGGCUGAUGGAGAGGCGGCUAAGAACAAAUUGAUUGCGCUUCAGGAGCAGAUACAAGGACCAUGUGCCAACGUUAGAUUGGUCAAGAUCGAGGCUCGCCUGGUGGCCAAAGCGACGGGUGUGCACGCUCUGGAAGAGGAUCAGCAGGAGCGGGCAAUGGAAUGGGCUCAAAAGCUGAUGCGGUUAGCUUAUGGGCCUGAAACAGCAGCGGUCAAACCUUUUCGGCACCUCAAGGUACUGAUCAACCCUGUCGGCGGGCCCGGAAAGGGAGUGCAGCUUUUCCACAGCAAAGUGCGGCCGAUCCUCGAAGCCGCGGGAUGCACCUUGGAUAUUCAAAUUACCACGCACUCUGGUCAUGGUCUUUCCAUCGCUCAAAACAUCGACAUCAAUGCUUACGAUGCCAUCGUGACGGUGAGCGGGGAUGGCAUGCUGCACGAGAUUCUGAAUGGAUUGGCAAAGAGGCCAGAUGGCGCAGAGGCACUCGAGAAAGUUUGUGUCGCUCCCAUCCCGACUGGCAGCGGUAAUGCGAUCUCCGUGAACUUGCUGGGUGUUAAACAGGGCUUUAGCAUGGCAUUGGCCAGCUUGAACGCCAUCAAAGGGAGACCACUUUCGCUCGAUGUGUGCAGCAUCACCCAGCCGCGCUCCGACGCGCUACCUGCUCUCGCCUCGUCUAACGAUCGCAAGGCAAGAAGGAAGUCACGCGCUCUGAACGCCAGCGUGGUCUCUUCUGCGACGACGAGCCAAUCGGCAGCUGUUGACGCCGCCGAAGCUUCGUCUGAUCCGCCAGCGCUGGAACGGGCGCCCUCGCAAGCAUACACGCAUUCUUAUUCCUUCCUUACCCAGGCAAUCGGCUUGAUGGCGGAUGUGGACCUCGGUACCGAGCACAUGCGCGCACUAGGAGAUGCGAGGUUCAUCAUUGGCUACGUCGGAGGCGUGCUCGCCAAUACCCCCUGCGAGGUCGAUAUAUACGUCAAGCUCGGCGCUUCUGGAACGACGAAUCGUGCCGAUAUGAGACGGCGUGUAGCCCGUUUUGCAGAGAGCAGUCAAAGUCUUGACUCGAUGCAUAAUGGCGGGUUGCAGGCUGCAGGGUCUGGUGAGGAAGAGGAUGCACAACCGGUCGAAAACGCAACUCUGGAAUGGACAUCGUCACCACAGCGGGCGAAUGGCUCCGCGCAGACGUCGAACGCGGCCCAAUUGCGGCACGGGAGCGUGCUGGACCCGCUGAAUGGUCCAUCUCAAGAGGUCUUGCCCGUGCUGGACCUCCAAGAUCCUUCAUGGCCUCACACGGUCCUGCCCGUCCUGCAAGGCGCGACCACUCCGACUGGCUGGGCCAAAGUGGAUGCGCGCAUAUCCGGGCUCUAUGCCGGCAAGUUGCCCUACGUGGCGAGGGAUCUGAUGCAAUUUCCCUACGCGCUUCCCGGCGAUGGCCUAUUGGAUCUCGCGCUUCUACUGCACGACGGCGGUCGAGCGGGCAAGUUACGAGCCAUAGACGGCGCGGAGAAGGGUCAGAUCAUCUAUGAUCGUGCUCUGUCUUACUUCAAAGCGGAAGCAUAUCGUGUUACGCCCAGGAGGAAAGCAGGUGACAAAACUCUCAAAGGAGGUGGGCUACUGAGCAUCGACGGAGAGCACACACCUUAUGCUCCCUUUCAAGUGGAAGUGUCCCGCAACCUCCAUUUCAAGGUGUUGAGUCUCUUUGGACGAUUCGUCUGCCCAUUGGUCGAGCCACCAGCCCCGCCGGCUGGUAGUUCAGCGUGA
This is a messenger RNA of Ceraceosorus bombacis, 2295 nucleotides long. NCBI's taxonomy places the organism in Eukaryota, Fungi, Basidiomycota, Exobasidiomycetes, Ceraceosorales, Ceraceosoraceae. The record is from the annotation of a GenBank genome assembly.